Messenger RNA from Penicillium daleae, 1989 nucleotides. RefSeq names its product Zn(II)2Cys6 transcription factor. Lineage: Eukaryota; Fungi; Ascomycota; Eurotiomycetes; Eurotiales; Aspergillaceae. Bases 1 to 1989 code for a protein of 662 amino acids. The transcript has a single exon. Gene Ontology annotation, molecular function: DNA-binding transcription factor activity, RNA polymerase II-specific; zinc ion binding; DNA binding. The record is from RefSeq and is a predicted model, not a curated record. Gene Ontology annotation, biological process: regulation of DNA-templated transcription; DNA-templated transcription.
AUGGUCGCGGUGGCCCUCAAUCACGACGGGGAAGGGCUCAUACUUUUCACUCCGGGCGUGUCCGCCUCGCCGGAAUUACUGCGGACGCCCGAGUCCCACUUCAAUUCCAACUUUGCCCAACACCCUCUCCGUUCUAUCAUGGCCAGAACUAAAAGGAGCGGUUUGGUGUCACUGGCAUGCACCGAGUGUCGGAAACAGCAUCUGAAAUGUGAUGCGCACAGGCCGACGUGCUCGCGCUGCGUCCAGCAAGGUUACUUUUGCCAGUAUCUUCCUUCAAGACGAGGCGGCCGCAGGAAACCCCGACAGGACUCCGAUCGCCGGCUACCGUCAUCCAACAACCCCGAUGAGUUGAAUACUACAUCGUCCCACGAUCUUGCGUCGGAGUUGAUGAAAGAGAUGCAGCCUGGGUAUCAGGCUCCUCUCGUCUUGCCCGUUUCCCGGUCGGAACAUCCAGAUACGCCAGAUAGCACCACCCCCCAACGUGGAACUGGGUCAGUCUCUUGGUCGAUAACUACUCCGAGGAGUGGAUUGAAUCAAGAACAAUUCCAGCCUACACGGGACCUGUGGUUUCACGAUGAUCGCUUUCUCCGGCUCUUCUAUGAAAACUUCCAUGUCGCUCAUCCGAUCUUGGUGCCCAGUGCAGUCUAUCAUGAUCGGCAGUACCCGGAUUUUCUGCAGCUGGUCGUGAAUUUCGUUGGAUCUCACUACAUCCCAUCAAGUCCUACUCAAGAAUACAAGGACAAAGUUCUUGCCGAAUUGACUUGUCAUACCGACCGAUCACCAUGUAUGGUUCAGGCUUGGUUGAUAUACUCAAUUGCGAUUUACGCCCGUGGAGAAUGGCAGGAGGCGCAGGACGCCUUCUCCCAUAGUGUGGAGAUUGCUUUGGAAAUUGGCAUGAACCGUCGCGAAUUUGCCAUGACUGGACGCCCCGAGAAUAGUAUUGAGUCCGAGAGCCUCCGGAGGACCUGGUGGGAGCUUUACGUGACUGACAUCUUUAUCGCCGCUCCGUCCAAGAGUAAUACCUUCCUUUGCAGCUCAAUGGCCCCAGAAGUGGGUCUACCUUGUGAAGAGUCUGUGUAUACAGGAACAUGCGAUAUUCCAGCACCCCGGAAAAUCCUUGACUUCAAACGCCGCAUCUUUGCGCCCGAGGAAACCGUCUUCUCCUCCUUCAGCUAUCGCAUCGAGGCUACUACCAUUCUUUGCAGAGCGCUUGUCUUGAGUAGACUUCGAGACUACCAUCGCGAUCAUCUCCAAGCGGUUGAAAAUGCCCUUGUCAGCUGGGUCAAUCAUUUGCCUCCUAGAAAGCUGGACAUUGUCGAUUCGUACGGCAACAUUGAUGAGAUGAUGUUCCAAGCGCACGUUACGAUCGGAUAUGCCACCAUGCUUCUACAUCUUCCCCGAAGCGAUCUCCAACCUGUCUUGUCCCAAACAAAUGACCUAUUCUGGCCCGUUGCUACUCGUCAUAUGGCCUCUACGCUGAAUCGUCCGGUUCACAGCAUCAAAGCUACCGAGGCUUCCAGACGAAUCUCCGAUGCCAUUUCUCUCUGCCCGAACGUUCUCAAACAUUCCCCCUUUGUGAUACCAGCUUUGGCACUUUGUGGAAUGAUUCAAUUGGCCACUUCGGUCAAGCACACCGAAGAGUGCUUCGACCAUCAUUACAAUCGAGUUACCCUUAUACUCGGGUGUCUGAAGAGUACGAAACGAAUAUGGGGUCUCGCGGAUGCUGCCUACAACCACCUACGCACCUCUGCAGCAGACGCAUUGUCAGAUUCGAUGGAGCGAUGGAGCACGGAGCCGCUUCGGAAGUUCUUCCCUACAGAUUCAACACCUAGCAGUGCCGAGCGCACGACAGCUCAGCCAUCACGGCCUACAUCGGCUAUUUCAGAGGGCCAGGAUUUGAUGUUUCCCCCAAUUGUGCCUGCCUUUAUCGAUCCUACGUGCUACAAUGAUUCAUUCUUCACUACCAUCCCGGAGUUUGAUAUUAGCUAA